Oncorhynchus tshawytscha (Chinook salmon) is the source of this 2303-nucleotide messenger RNA. RefSeq names its product rho GTPase-activating protein 15. Gene Ontology annotation, cellular component: cytoplasm. The transcript is spliced from 14 exons. Gene Ontology annotation, biological process: regulation of GTPase activity; signal transduction. Lineage: Eukaryota; Metazoa; Chordata; Actinopteri; Salmoniformes; Salmonidae. The record is from RefSeq and is a predicted model, not a curated record. The coding region runs from base 461 to 1846 and encodes 461 amino acids.
AUUGUGUGAUGGUCAGAUUCUACCUCUAUUGUACAUGCGUUAGUAAUGUGUACCGGUAUUCACUUUUGAAGUUGAAGCAAGUUUCAGUCAGACUAUUUCUGUGCAAGUAGCACCCUUCAGGAAGUGGGGACCUGAGCCUGCGACAUAUAACAGAUGUUCACAUCAACUGUAGAGCAGCAAUGGUUUGAGUACAACACAUGAUGAAACCUACUUCCUCUAAAAGGAAGACUUGCACUAUUUCUCUCUUUUUGUGAUCAGUGGCAGAUUGAUUUGAUAGAGGCAUGGCGGGGGCGAGGAGGACCAUCAUGCCUUCCCAAAAGUUUGUUUGGGCCCUCAAAACGAUGUUGCAUGAAGCAUACUUCAUUUUCAAAAAAGAAUCACCAAUCUUCAGAAUGUAGGGAAACAGCCGCCUCUGAUUCUGCCCCACCAGUUGACCGGAGCAGCACAAGGUACAGUCCAGAUGCGCAUCAAGAGCUCCCAGAGCAGCGGGGAACGCCUGAGUCAAACCAAGUCCAUGGUCCUGCAGGAUCCUGACCUGCCUCCCAAACCUAUCUCUCGCCACCGGAGGAACCAGUCUCAGCAUAACAUUGGUGGAGCUGCAGAGACUCUUGUUGUUUUGAAAGGUGAAUAUUUGAAUAAAGCCAAAAUAUCAGAUGGAGGCAAAAAACUGAGGAAGAACUGGGCUUCAACUUGGGUAGUCCUGGAGACUGAUAAACUUCUGUUUUAUAAAGAGAGCAAGCAAGAAGCCCUGACGAAUUUGAAACCUGGCUGCAGCCCUGAUGGGGUGGAUCUCUGUGGGGUCGUGGUUGAAUGGACAACAGAGAGGUCCAGCCGGAAGAACGUGGUUCAGAUAACAACCAGCUCUGGAAGUGAGUUCCUUCUCCAGGCUGACAAUUACCCCACAAUAUGUAAAUGGCAUGAUGCUAUUAAAAGCACAGCUGACAACUUGUCUAAAGGAGCUGGAGGACAGGCCUCUGGCAAGCCUGGCAUACAGAGAGCAAACAGCACUGAGUACCUACCUAGACAUGGGUUGCUUAGCAAGACACUGUCACUGCCAAAACCUGCACCUGAUUCCCCCUGCACAAAGGAACCUGAACACAGACGCUCACUCAUUUUCAAGUCUUCCAAGCUCACCUACAGCAUGUCGGACAGUGCUGAUAAGAUUGGGGUGAAGAACAGACUCAAAAAGUUCAUCUCAAGGCGGCCUUCUAUGAAGACUCUACAGGAGAAAGGCAUCAUCAAAGAUCGAGUGUUUGGAUGUCACUUGUUGGCACUUUGGGAGCGGGAAGGGACCACUGUGCCAAAGUUUGUCAGGCAGUGUGUGGAGGCCGUCGAAAAAAGAGGUUUAGAGGCUGAUGGCAUCUACAGAGUGAGUGGUAAUCUAGCCACCAUCCAGAAGUUACGAUUCUUGGUUGACCAAGAGGAGGAGUUUAACCUGGACGACAGCCAAUGGGAGGACAUCCACGUCGUCACCGGGGCACUCAAGAUGUUUUUCCGGGAGCUGCCAGAGCCCCUGUUUCCCUUCCCAUUAUUUGAGCUGUUUGUGGAGGCCAUCAAGACGAAGGCUGGCAAGCAGAAGGUGCAGGUGAUAAAGAAGCUAGUACUUCAGCUCCCUAAACCCAACCAGGACACCAUGAGAGUACUCUUCAGACACCUGCAGAAGAUUCUGACGUGUUCACGGAAAAACCUGAUGUCGACACAAGGCAUCAGCAUCGUGUUUGGCCCGACACUCAUGUGGCCUGAGCUGGACUGUGGGAACAUGGCGGUCAACAUGGUUUAUCAGAACCAGAUAGUGGAGUUCAUCCUCAUUGAGAGCCCAGAGAUCUUCGGCCUGGAGAAGAAGUGAUAAGGACAUUUUAUCUACAGCAAUGGAUGGAUUCAUGAACAGACAAGAGGACCUGUUGUGCCUAAAGCUUGGAGCUAGUUGCUAGUAUUUCUGUAAUAUAUUAUUAAUAGUGAGGAUUUACACCUUAUCUUAAAGUUUUAAUAGCAUUUAUAUCUUACUAUAUUGUUAGUUACACUUCUUGAACCCAGAACCCAAACUGUGAUUUCUGAAUUGUGCUAUAGUGAAUGCAUACUAGUAAAUAGCUUAUUUUGUGGUCUGGCUCUUCCAUUGCCUUAUACUGCAUAGCUACAGUAUCAUGAAAGAAGUAUUGACAAAAGUAAUGAUACUAUGUUAAGUUAUCUGUGUGUGCCUGUGUGAUGCAUUCAAGUCUGUGAAUGAGCAUCAUCCUCAAGUGUGUCUGAGACAGGCUCUAUGCAAAUGGAACUGUCUCAGACACACUUGGAAAUUAAAAAUAAUC